ACAAAUAUCCCUGCCACCACCACCACCACCACAUCUACGACUUCACGGAGUAAUCAAGUAUGUACCACCAGUCAGAAGCUGAUUCUCAUCUCUGCAUCCAACAAAACUCAAUGCAACGCUGCUUACCUUUUGCUAUGACGCAAGAGCAGGGGGCAUUGCACCUGUAAGUGAUGUGGGUGUUUCUGUGUCUGCCUGUCACUUGAAAGUGGCUCUGGAUCUUCACGUAGCUGGGCUGAUCAAGUCAUGGCCGGAGGAACUCUGUGUGGCGAUGUGAUUGCUAUGUAAAUUAGUCCAACUAACAGCUGUAAAAUAAGAUUUACUUGUUUGUUUAAUUUCACAUUUAAUGGAUGGGAAGGCACUCCUGAAACAAGCUGUUGAAAAGUCAGGUUUCCAUAAUAGGUCCCCUUUAAAUGCCAACCCGAUACAUAUUUGAACCGUAUCAAAGUGGACUACGCGCACAAUGCAAGAAAGAAAUAAAGGCAGCAUUUCGUCCGAGAAUCACCGCAGUGAUCUCGUCAUCCUUGUCAGCCGUUGAGUUUCACCAAUAAGCGUUUCUCAACCUGAGCCCCAAACUUCCUGUGUGGUGUCGAGCUCAACAGUUUGAUCGGGACCAGAACACACGUACACACCCCUUCUGGUGCUUUCGGCUGCAUUUGCCCGUCGGUGCUGGCGUGCUACACGGCGGACAAAUAUGGUGAAAACUGCUGCUUGGGCUGCGUGCCGGGGGGCUUGACGGCAAUGAGGACCCACAUGAGGCUUACAUACGGCAUUCAGGUUCCGAAAUGUCGUCGAGGACUCUCCCGCUGCUCUUCAUCAAUCUGGGCGGAGAAAUGCUUUAUAUCCUCGACCAGCGACUACGAGCUCAAAGUAUCCCCGCCGACAAGGCAAAGAAAGUCAUGAAUGACAUCAUCAGCACCAUGUUCAACAAAAAAUUCCUGGAGGAGCUCUUGAAGCCACAGGAGCUCUACUCCAAGAAGGCGCUGCGCACCGUCUUUGACAGACUGGCUCACGCUUCCAUCAUGAGGCUCAAUCAAGCCAGCAUGGACAAGCUAUACGACUUGAUGACCAUGGCCUUCAAGUACCAGGUUCUCCUGUGUCCUCGGCCCCGAGAUAUCCUCCUGGUCUCCUUCAACCACAUGGACGCCAUCAAGGAGUUUGUCAAGGACACGCCCUGCAUCCUGUGCCAGGUGGACGAGAUGUACCAGCAGCUCAUCGAGAUGUACACUCCAUUACCUAGCGGCGAAUUCCAGCUGAUUAGACAAACGCUUCUUAUCUUCUUCCAGGACAUGCACAUAAGGGUAUCCAUUUUCCUCAGGGACAAAGUGCAGAACUCCAAUGGUCGAUUUGUGCUCCCCAUCAGCGGUCCUGUGCCCUACGGGACAAAAAUCCCAGGAUUGAUAAGGAUGUAUAGCUGUACUGGUGAGGAGACGAGCAGGUUGCAGUUCAACAACGGCGGAAACUACACCGCUGCACUCUGCGAAGGAUCCUUUGAGUUUUUCGGUGACAGGGUGACCAAAUUAGGCACUAACAUGUACAGCGUGUGCCGUCCGGUUGAAACUCACAUGUCAGGAACCUCCAAGCACUCAGCUCAGCACACUAAGGUCAACCUGGCUCCCAACCCUCUGGCUAAAGAGGAGCUCAACCUCUUAGCCAAACUAAUGGGAGGCUUGGAAGUGCCCAAGGCAGGAAAUGCGGACAGUAGCUUCCGGGUUAACCUGUUCACUACCGACGAGGAGGAAGAAGAGGCGUUAAUAUCCAGACCUGAUGAGCUGUCAUAUGGAUUUAUAAACAUCCAAGCUACAAAGGACCGAACUGCCAACAGUGAGCUGGCCAAGAUCAUGGGUGAGUUCAGCGAGUCUCAGGAGUCGCCCGAUCAAUCACCAUGUACCAGCAGCAAAGGAGACGACCUCCUGGCCAUGAUGGACAGUCUGUGACGCCGUUGGACACACCGUGGGAUGGACCGCAUUACAUUGUCUGCACCAGCAAAACUGAUGCGGCAACAUGUGCACAGAAAACUUUCAGGUGCUUUUUCUCCCCAUGUAGGGAGAGGGUGUGUUUCAGGGAAAUGACACGCAGCAUCCACAGUGUAGUACAUGCCGAGACUAGAAAAUAUACCAUCAGGGUUUCCCAACCUACUAACAUACAGUGGGUACGGAAAGUGUUCGGACCCCCUUAAAUUUUACACUCUUUGUUAUAUUGUGGCCAUUUGCUAAAAUCAUUUAAGUUAUUUUUUUCCUCAUUAAUAUACACACAGCACCCCAUAUUGACAGAAUAAAACAGAAUAAUUGACAUUUUUGCAGAUUUCUUAAAAAAAGAAAAACUGAAAUAUGAUACAGCCAAUAAGUAUUUAGACCCUUUCCUGUGACACUCAUAUAUUUAAUUCAGGUGUUGUCCAUUUGUUCGCAUCAUCCUUGAGUUGGUUCUACACCUUCAUUGGAGUCCAGCUGUGUUUGAUUAUACUGAUUGGACUUGAUUAGUAAAGCCACACACCUGUCUAUACAAGACCUUACAGCUUAAAGUGCAUGUCAGAGCAAAUAAGAAUCAUGAGGUCAAAGGAACUGCCUAAAGAUAUCAGAGCCUGAAUUGUGGCAAGGCACAGAUCUGACCAAGGUUACAAAAAAAAGAUUCUGCUGCACUUAAAGUUCCUUAGAGCACAGUGACCUCCAUAAUCCUUAAAUGGAAGACGUUUGGGACGACCAGAACCCUUCCUAGAGCUGGCCGUCUGGCCAAACUGAGCAAUUGGGGGAGAAGAGUCUUGAUGAGAGAGGUAAAGAAGAACCCAAAGAUCACUGUGGCUGAGCUCCGGAGAUGCAGUCAGGAGAUGGGAGAAAGUUCUAGAAAGUCAACCAUCACUGCAGCCCUCCACCAGUCGGGGCUUUAUGGCAGAGUGGCCCAACGGAGGCCUCUCCUCAGUGCAAGACACAUGAAUGCAUGCAUGGGGUUUGCUAAAAAAACACCUGAAGGUCUCCAAGAUGGUGAGAAAUAAGGUUCUCUGGUCCGAUGAGACCAUGAUAGAACUUUUUGGCCUUAAUUCUAAGCGGUAUGUGUGGAGAAAACAGGCACUCCUCAUCACCUGUCCAAUACAGUCCCAACAGUGAAGCGUGGUGGCAGCAUCAUGUUGUGGGGGUGUUUUUCAGCUGCAGACAUGGGACAACUGGUUGCAAUCGAAGGAAAGAUGAAUGCUGCCAAGUACAGGGAUAUCCUGAAUGAAAACCUUCUCCAGAGUGCUCAGGACCUCAGACUGAGCUGAAGGUUCACCUUCCAACAAGACAAUGACCCUAAGCACACAGCUAAAUUAAUGAAGGAGUGGCUUCAGAACAACUACGUGACUGUUCUUGAAUUGCUCAGCCAGAGCCCUGACUUAAACCCAAUUGAGCAUCUCUGGAGAGACCUGAUAAUGGCUGUCCACCAACGUUCACCAUCCAACCUGACAGAACUGGAGAGGAUCUGCAAGGAUCCCCAAAUCCAGGUGUGAAAAACUUCUUUCCCAAAAAGACUCGUGGCUGUAUUAGCUCAAAAAGGUGCUUCUACUAAAUACUGAGCAAAGGGUCUGAAUACUAUUUAUAUUAUUAUAUAUAUUAUAUAGAUAUUUUAGUUUUUCUUUUUCAUAAAUCUGCAAAAAUGUCAACAAUUAAUUUUUUUUCUUUCAAUAUGGUGUGCUGUGUGUACAUUACAAAGGGAAACAAAUGAACUUAAAUUAUUUUAGCGAAUGGCUGCAAUACAACAAAGAGUGAACAUUUUUAGGGGGUCUGAAUACUUUCCAUACCCACUCUACAUCAUGUGCGUCAUUCCAGAAUUAGAAGACAAUUUAGACAACAUUUUUGAGAAACAGACCAUUUGUUUGACAUUUUUUUAGUUAUGUUUACAGGAAAAAAAGGUAAUAAAAAUAAAUAAUAAAUAAUCUAAUUUGAUUCGUCCAGCUCAGUCAUCAAAGAUACGCUUUUAUGAGAUAUUUUAUCUGUAAUAUCAUAUUCUUUUCUGUUUGGGGCAACCCUGUUACCGAUACUCAUGCACCUGGAAAAAAACAUUUAAAAAUAUUGAUAAAUAAAUCCUUUAGAGUUAAAAUAAAUAAAAAAACAUUUUAUUUGAAUGCACUAAUUAAAAUUUUAGUAUUACUAUAAUUACAGUAACAUGAUUGCAAAUGCUCACUGUGUUAACUGCAAUGCUAACUGGCCAAGUACAUAGCUAUAUCAUGCAAAAAAGAAAAUAAUUGAUAUUAUUGUAUUUAUCUAAUAAUAUGAGUAACAGGGUUGCAUUGGUUGGAGUGACACACUCAAAACACUGAAAAAAUAUGAAAAGAGGACCAACCUUUGGCCUACCCAGGGUCAGAGCAAUUAGCUUAAUGAUGUCAUUUCUGGUGAUUCUGGGGAGCUCACUUUUUUUUUUUUUUUUCCUCUCCUAGAUGGCUAAAAUCGUUUUAGAAACAGGGUUGCGUUUAUGUUGAGAGAUACAAAUUCGGAGCACCAUUACUACAAUUCCAAAUAUAUCUGCGAUAAAACAAAAUUGUUUAACAGGAAGACAUCAAUAAAAGGAUUCCAGAUAAAAGCUGAUUUAAAACAAUUUUUUUAUUUGUUAUAGUUGAUAUGUAAGUCGGUCAUCAGCAGUUGAAAAGCUGUUUUUGGGGUUGCUCAAGAGGCAUUUUCCAUUUCAAAUUAUAUUUAGGAGUUACUUUUACUACAGCUACAGUUACAUUUAGUCAAAGGACAACUAUAAUUUCAAGUGCAUGUUUUCUCUAUUUUGUGCAUGAAAAAUAAUGAAAUAUCAUGGUAACAGCAAAUGUCCUCCAAUUCUGGAGUGGCCCAUGUAAGGCCAUUUAGUGACAUAUUUUUCCACAAUGUAAAACAAUCUCCAGUUACCUUAAUUACAUGUCUAAAUUUCCUCACGGUGACGACGAGGUGUGGAGCUACAAAUCUAAACAAGUGCGACCUGCGAAGCGCCUGUGAGCCCCCACAGAAACAGCAUGGGAUGUAUCGCGGAUCUUGGCCCAGCCUUAGAAACUCGGGUUCCGACAUCAGAAUUCAGAAGGCCUCACUCACAGGUAUGUUUUGGGAAAUAUAUCCAACAUAUAAAAACUUAAAUUAGCAGACAAUGUCUUCGUUAAUGAUAAAAAACACACUAGACACAUCUUUGACCCAUUUGGGACCCCACCCCCAAUUUUGGGAAACCCUGAAAAACCCUGCAAUGGUAGUUUGAGAAACACAUUCGCACAGUUGUAGCUACAGUGCUGUGAAAAAGUAUUGCCCCCCUUAUCAAAUUCUUAGAUUUUUGCAUAGUUUCCCACUUUAAUGUUUAAGAUCAACAAACAAAUGUAAAUAUCAGAUAAAUACAACGCAAGUGAACGUAAAAUGUAGUUUUUAAAUGGUGAUUUCAUUUAUUAAGGGAAAAAAACUAUUCUAAGACCUGGCCCUGUGUGAAAAAGUAAUGGCCCCCUAAACCUAAGAAGUGGUUGGGCCAUCCACAGCAGUAACAACUGAAAUCAAGCGUUUUCUUUGACUGACAGUGAGUCUUUCACAUAUCUGUGGCAAUAUUUUGGCCCACUCUUCCUUGCGGAAUUGUUUUGAGUUUAGCAAAAAAUACAGGGUUUUUGAGCAUGAACCGCCUUUUUAAGGUCAUGCCACUGCAUUUCAAUCUGAUUCUAGUCUGGACUUUGACUAGACCACUCCAAAACCUGUUGUUUUUUUUUUUUGAGCAAUUCAGAACUUGACUUGCUGGUGUGUUUUGGAUCGUUAUGCUGCUGUAGUGUGGUUCAGCUUGAGGUCACAAACUGAUGGCUAAACAUUCUCCUUCAAGAUUUUCUGUUAAAGAGCAGAAUUCAUGGUUCCAUUAAUCACAGCAAGUUUUCCAGGUCCUGAAGGAGCAAAGCAGCCCAAGACCAUCACACUACCACCACCACCAUGUUUGACUGUUGGUAUGAUGUUCUUUUUCUGAAAUGCUGUGCUACAUUAACACCAGAUGUAAGGAGACACACAGCUUCCAAAAAGCUCAACUUUGAUUUUGUCAGUCCAUAUAAUAUUCUCCCAAAAGUCUUGGGAAUCAUUCUGAUUUUUUUUGUUUUUUGUUUUUGCCAAAGUAAGACAAGCCUUUAUGUUCUUUUUGAUCAGCAGUGGUUUUUGCCUUGGAACUCUGCCAUGGAUGCCGUUUUUGCCCAGUCUCUUCCUUGUUGUUGUGUUAUGAACACUGACCUUAGCUGAGGCAAGGGAGGCCAGCAGUUCCUAAGAAAUUGUCCUGAGUUCCUUUGUGGCCUCCUGGAUGAGUCAUUGCUGUUCUCUUGGGGUAAUCGUUGUAGGCUGGCCACUCCUCUGGAAGGUUCAGCACUGUUGCAUGUUUUCUCCAUGUGAGGAUAAUGGCUCUCACUAUGGUUCGCUAGAAAUCUAAAGCUUUAGAAAUGGCUUUUGUAACCCUUUCCAGACUGAUGGAUCUCAAUUAUUUUAUUUCUCGACUGUUCUGGAAGUUCUUUUUUUGAUCGUGUCAUUUUGUUGCAGCUUUUGUAGAUUUUUUAUCCGACUUGAUUUUGUCAAGACAGAUUCUGUUUUAAGUGAUUUCGUGAUUGAAUCAGGGUUGAGUGUGAUCAGUGAAAAUUAACCAAAAAUCGUGAUUAGGCACAAUUAAUUCAUGAUUUAACAAGGGGGGUAAUUACUUUUUCACACCUUAAUAAAUGAAACCACCAUUUCAAACAGUAUUUUACAGCAGCUGAAAUACGUAUUUAACACAUCACCAUUUGUCUCAUUAAAUAUAUUUCCAAAGGUGCGAUUGACAUGAAACUUUCAACAGAUGUUGGGAACAAGUAAUCCAUACAUACAAAGAAAGUAGCACAAAUACGAUCAUAAUAAUGUCAAAUGACACAGGGGAAAAGUAUUGAGCGCCAACUGGUAUUUAUUUAAUACUUUGUACAAAAGCCUUUGUUUGCAAUGAUGGCUUCAAGAGGCCUCCUGUAUGGAGAAACUAGUUGCAUGCAUUGCUCUGGUGUGAUUUUGGACCAUUCCUCCACACAAACAGUCUUAAAAUCUUGAAGGUUCCGUGGCCUUCUUUUAUGGACCUUGAGUUUCAGUUCUUUCCAUAGAUUUUUGAUUGGAUUCAAGUUAGGUGCUUGGCUGGACCAUUCUAGAAACUUUAUUUUUGUUCUUUGUAACCAAUUGAGAGUUUCCUUCGCUUGGAUCAUUAGCCUGCUGAAAUGUCCACCCUCGUUUCAUUUUCAUCAUCCUCGUAGAUGGCAGCAGAUUUUUGCUCUUGGACAGCUCGUCUGACUAUUCUUUGCACUCUUCUGUCAUAAAUCUUGCGAGGAGCACCUGAUUGAGACAAAUUUAUGGUAGUAUAAUUGGCUUUCCACUUACGUAUUAUGGCCCCAGCCAUGCUCACUGUAAUGCUCAGAAGCUUAGAUAUGCGCCUGUAACCAAUGCCAUCGUUAUGUUUUGCAACAAUUAGUUUGCAAUGGUCUUGAGGCAGCUCUCUGCUCUUACCCAUCAUGAGAUGUGUCUUGACUCACACCUUAGCAAUGAGACCUUUUUGUAGGCCAUCAAUUAGGACUGAACCAGCUGAUAUUCAUUUGGACUGACAAGGGGCUCGAUUUCUGUUUGAUUAUUGAUAGAUUUUAGGUAUUGUCUUGUCUUUCAAUGCCUUUUUCCACCUCCCUUUCUUCAUGUGUUCAAUACUUUUUCCCUUUGUCAUUUCACAUUUUUACACACAAAUGAAUGUAUGUGCUUAUUUGUUCUACUGUCUUUGUAUGUACGGAUUAUUUGGGUUGUUCCCAACAUUGGUGAAAUUUUCAGGUCAAUGGCACCUUUGGGAAGUAUAUGUAGUAAUGAUGUAUAAAAUACUUAUUUUAGCCGCUGUAAGUUCACUUGGGUUAUAUUUGCCUGAUAUUUACAUUUGUUUGGUGAUCUUAAACAUUAAAGUGGGGAAAGUUUUAAAAAAUACAAGAAUUUGAGAAGGGAUGAGAAGGGAAUACUUUUUCACGGCACUGUAUGAAUUGCUCUCGGUCGAGUGCAUACCACCGCCAAGGUCGCACCAUCACUAUUUGGAUCAGCAUCUUCAUAGAUGGACACCUCCUUCAGUUAUAGUAUCUCAUUUUUGUAAAUAUUUUAUCUUUUCAUGGAACAACACUGACGUCGUCUGUGUACACUUUGUGUAACCGUGUAAAUUUACUAUCCGCUCAAAAUAACACACGGCCAUUGAUGUCUAAACCGCUGGCAAUAAAACUGAGUACACCCCCAAGUAAAAAUGUCCAAAUUGUGCCCACAAUGUCAAUACUGUGUAUGGCCAUCAUUAUUUUCCAGCACGGCCUUCACGCUCUUCGGCACCACUCAACUUCUUUGGUUGCCCGUGGCGAGGCCGUUAUUUUUUCAGAUCCUCUGAGUUUUUCAUCAUAAGGUGCCAUAUUGACCUAACAGUCACCAGUAUAAGUGAGUGUGAAAGUGAUAACAUCAAAUUUAACAAACCUGCUCCCAAUUCACACCAGAGACCUUGUAGAUUCAAUGAGUCACACGAUAAUGUGGUGUGAAAAUGUCUAAUUGGGCCCAAUCUGGACAUUUUCACUGAGGGGGUGUGGCCACUUUUUUUGCCAGCGGUUUAAACACGAAUGGCUCUGUGUUGAGUUAUUUUGAGGGGACAGUAAAUGUACACUGUCUGACAAGCUGUACACGGACUGCUUUACAUUCUAGCAAAGUGUCAUUUCUUUCAGUGUUAUCCCAUGAAAAGACAUCAUAAAAUAUUUACAAAACUUUGAGGGGUGUAGAGUACUCACUUUUGUGAAAUACUUGGAAUUAGUCACAAGAUCCAUGCAUUGUUGACUUGGAAACAAGACAAUGCAGUGUUAGCAUUUUACAUAUCAUACCUAAUUUCAUGUUUUUUUCAUCAAGUUCCAAGUAAAUUUCACGGUAAAGACACAAUGCGAAGAAGGGGAUUGCUUACUUACACGUGGACAAAAUUGUUGGUACACGUCUGUUAAUAAAAGAAAAACCCACAGUGGUCACAGAAAUUACUUGAAUCUGACAAACUAAAAAUAAAUAAAGAAAUUAUGAAAAUUAGCCAAUGAAUAUCAGACAUUGCUUUUGAAUUGUGCUUCAGCAGAAUUAUUUUAAAAAACAAGCUAAUAAAACAGGCCUGGACAAAAAUGAUGGUACCCCUGGAAAAGAUUGAAAAUAAUCUGACCAUAGAGACAUGUUCAAACAAGAUGUGUUCUUUAAUUAGCAUCACAGGUUUCUUUAAGCCUGUAAUCAGUCAGUCGGCCUGUUUAAAGGGUGACAUAGUGUGUACCACACUAAACAUGGACCAGAGGACGUGGAGGAGAGAGUUGUCGCAGGUGAUAAGAAAGAAAAUCAUAGACAAGCACGUUAAAGGUAAAGGCUAUAAGACCAUCUCCAAGCAGCUUGACAUUCCUGUGACUACAGUUGCAGAUAUUAUUGAGAAUUUAAGCUCCACGGGCCGCAGAAAUAAAAUUGAUGACAAAUUGAAGAGACAAUGGUAAAAAAAUCAGAAUCAGAAUCAUCUUUAUUUGCAAAGUAUGUCCAAAACACACAAGGAAUUUGUCUGCGGUAGUUGGAGCCGCUCUAGUACAACAGACAGUCAAUUUACAGAACACUUUGGAGACAUAAAGAACAACCUCCAAAGAAAUAAAAGGUGAACUCCAACGUCAAGGUACGUCAGUAUCAGAUUGCACCAGAUUGUUGUUGUUUGAGCCAAAGUGAACUUCGUGGGAGAGGACCAAGGAGGACACCACUGUUGAAAAUAAAUCCUAAAAAAGCUAGAAUUUGCCAAACUGCAUGUUGACAGGCCACAAAACGUCUGGGAGAAGAGAGAGAGAGACGGACUCAAAAAUGAAGCGUACCAAGAAAUAACACUGUCCCUACUGUUAAACAUGGAGGAGGCUCUGUUAUGUUCUGGUGCUGCUUUGCUGCAUCUGACACAGGGUAUCUUGAGUCUUUGCAAGGUACAACAUAAUCUCAAGACUAUCAAGGUAUUCUAAAGAGAAAUGUGCUGCCCAGUGUUUGGGGGCUUGGUCUCAGUCAAAGGUCCUUAGUCUUGCAACCUGAUAAUGACCCAAAACACACAGCUAAAAACACUCAAGAAUUGCUAAGAGCAACAUAUUGGACUAUUCUAAAGUAGCUGUCCAUGAGUCCUGAUCUAAAUCCUAUCUACCGUCUGUAGAAGGGGCUGAAACAUGCUGUCUGGAGAAAGCACCCUUCAAACCCGAGAAGCAAACAACUAGAGCAGUUUGCUCAUUAAGAGUGGGCUUAAAUACCUGCUGAGAAGUGCAGACGUCUCAUGGAAAGUUACAAAAAUCAUUUGAUUGCAGUGAUUGACUCAAAAGCUUGUGCAACAGAAUAUUAAGGGUAGCUUUUAAAACAAAUUCUGCUGAACCACAAUUCAAAAGCAAAAUCAAUGUCCGAUUUUCAUUGGUUAAUCUUUAUUUUAUUUUUUAUCUAUUAUUGCUUUUGCCAGAUUACCGUAAUUUCUCGUGUAUAAUGCGCACCCAUGUAUAAUAUGCACCCCCAAAGUUGACCGAAAAAUUCUGCAAAACCCUUCUACCUUUGUAUAAUGCCUUUUUAUAAUGCAUGAUUUUGCUUCUACCCAAAUGAUCAAAACAUGAAGUAUUAUCUGUAUUUUGUUAGUUUUUUUUCAAAUAAUUAUUCUGUAGUUAAUCACUUUAUUUGAACACGUAAUCCUUUUUUUUUUAUUUACUUGCUCUUAUUUUGAAAUUCACAGCCCUACUUGUAUUUAAUAAAUUAGAAAACACACAGUUGUGCUCAUAUGUUUGAUUACCCAGGCAGAAUUUGUGAGAUGGGUACAGAUCUUUAAAGAAAACAUGAAGGACCAGGCGAAACACAUUAAAUGUUAUUUUAAUGGGAUUCAACUUAAAGGGUCAGGCAUUUCAGAAAAGCAUAAACAAAACAUAACCAUAACGAAAUGGUUGUUCAGUUAUCAGUCAUAUUUAAAAAUAUAUAUUUCACAAAUUCUGCCAGGGUAUGUAAAUUUAUGAGCAUAACUGUACAUAUACACAGUCAUACGUACCCGUCAUAUUGGAAUGAAAGUGUAGGCUACACCUUUUUUAUAACCACUAGGUGGCGGUGGCAUUUUGGAAUGAAAAUAUACAGCUUUUUCAUAACCACUAGAUGGGGUCAUACAUUUAUAAAAUGUGAAAGUUUCCAUUUGCCCCUAUACCUAUCUAUAAUGUGCACCGUUGACUUUUGACAAUUUGGGGGGGGAAAUCCACAUUAUACACGAAAAAUUACUGUAGUUAUUUAUGUGACCACUGUGGGGUUUUCUUUCAUUAACAGAGGAGUAUCAACAAUUUUGUCCAUGUGUGUAUCGCUUCGGUAUUUGAAAGAAUGCACCUGUGCGGGGAACCUGCAAAUACCCAAGUGCUCUUUUCUAACGUGAUUGUAAUCCUAUUUCAAUACUGUGAUGAUGAAGUCCGCAUUAAGAGCCUCGCUCAGGAGUGAAUUGUGUUCAUGAUGGAUUAUUGAGAAAUGAAGGAGAACUUGAUUAUGUUGGUGGCUCAUUGCCAUGUCUAAUCAUGUAAAUAUGUUUAUGAAAUAGUUUUAGUUACUGGAUUUAUCUAUUGUUUUCUGUGAACAGAUGUGCAUAUUUCUACAAUUUAGCAGUUCCAAAAAUAAUAAAGUUAUG
Molecule: messenger RNA, 11622 nt
Organism: Phycodurus eques (leafy seadragon)
Lineage: Eukaryota; Metazoa; Chordata; Actinopteri; Syngnathiformes; Syngnathidae
Gene: oscp1b
Product: organic solute carrier partner 1b
Exons: 12
Coding region: 783-1934 (383 amino acids)
Biological process (GO): transport
Cellular component (GO): cytoplasm; plasma membrane
Source: RefSeq, a predicted model, not a curated record